Volvox carteri f. nagariensis is the source of this 6099-nucleotide messenger RNA. RefSeq lists its product as uncharacterized. Gene Ontology annotation, cellular component: cytosol; nucleus. The transcript has 11 exons. The coding region runs from base 1 to 6099 and encodes 2032 amino acids. NCBI's taxonomy places the organism in Eukaryota, Viridiplantae, Chlorophyta, Chlorophyceae, Chlamydomonadales, Volvocaceae. Gene Ontology annotation, molecular function: cysteine-type endopeptidase activity; cysteine-type deubiquitinase activity. Gene Ontology annotation, biological process: protein deubiquitination. The record is from RefSeq and is a predicted model, not a curated record.
AUGCCACGCGGGCCCCGCAGCAAGCCGGUGCUUGGAUUCCUGGUGCGCCUGACUUUCGUCAUGCAGACGCAGGGAGGGGCUCCGGUGGAGGUCCGGGUCGGGGCGGUGCCGCUGGCCCCAAAUGCUAACUUACUGGGCGAGCCUACGAACUCUGGUAUCCUUAGCCUGGGGCGGCCACGGCAACAGCCUUUGAACACAGUUAACAAUGUGCAGUCAUCACGUAAGGAGGCUGCCGAAGCUGCCCAGGCUCAUGCUCCUGGGAGCAGCGCACGGAAGGGGGACGAGGGCGUGCUGGUCGCUGGUGCCAGCCAGCAGCAAAUCGACAGCGCCACUGCCCUCGAGCCGGUGUCUUUAGAUAAACCUGCGCCCCCUGAACCUGUCGCGAAGGCGGAACUUUCCACUCAGAAUGAAGAUGCGCGGACGGCCCCUGAACCUGAACCUGCGCCUGUGACGGGCAAUUCGGAGGUAAAUGGCUUGGAUUUGGCAGCAUCUCUGGAAUCAGGACGUACAAUCGCGGAAGCCACGUCCUUGAUGGGAUCCGCGGCCAUUAUUAGCAGCAGUAGUGGCAGCGCAUGCGGCAGCAGCAACUACAGUGACACGAGGCCUAGCUCUGUGGCUCUUCAUGCGCCUGCAGCGGCGCAUAGUUUGGGUGAGGUGCCUGCAGGAGGUCCGACCCAAUGCAAAAUGCACGAGAAGAAUGUGACCAUGGAUGACCCUGAGGCAGUGACGGCUCCUGUAAUUCCGACCGCGGAAUCUCAUGGCGCCCCGCAGCGUGAUGCGGUCCCAUCGGGCACAGGUGUGGUUCAGGCCCCUGCCGAAAAGCAGGCCGUGCCUGCGGGAGGAAUUGCAUGGAGACAGGGCCCCGCAACAGCGCUUUUUGCAGCGGCAGGAUCCGCGGCAGGCGGCCGCACACCUAGCGCCGCCCAUGGCCCUAACCAGAAUACCAUUGCUCCACCCACCCACGCAACUGCGGCGCCAAAGGCAUCUGCUGGCGCAACCUCAACAACUGCAGCAGCCGCAGCAUCAUCGGGCAUGCACCCUGCACCGGCAGCUGCUAGCGAAUUAGCCAAUUCGGGAUCACGCCAGAACCAUGUUCCACAUUCACCCACAUCGGCUGCAUCCGAGCCCUCCUCGCAGACCCGGAACAGGACAACGCACCUCCAAGCUGGCAAUGCACCGCGCACGCGGUGCCCACCCCCUGGGUUUGGCGUUUCGGCCGUGGCUUUGGGCCCUUCGGGUAGCACAGACUCCCAGCCGUCGGGGCAGGCGGUCACAUCGGCAGAAGUGGAUAACGUGCAGGUAGCGCGAGCACAAUCGCAGCAGUCACAGCAGCAGCAACAGGCGCCGACCCAAUUGCAGCGACAGAUGUCGCCACGGGCCGGCGCGGGAAGCGCGGAUGCCUCGGCGCCGGAUGGAUCGCGUGCCCAGAGGCAGCAGCAUUCGCCAGAGAGGUCGGCGACGGCGGCGGUGGCUUCAGCCCCCAGCGUGCCCGCAGUGCCAAGCUCUGCGAACGGCUCGGACGUGCCCAAGGCGAGCCGGAAGUGGGCUUCAGUAGCGGCGGCGCCGGCCAGCAGUGGCGGUGUGCAGACCAAGGCACUUCCCCAUCGUCCGAACUCCGAGGGCGGCAGCUCAGACACCUCCGCGGCGGCUGCCGCUGCUACCUUGGUCGGCUUGCGGCACUCCCACCAGCCGUCCGCUCGCCAGCCGCCCAGCGUAACCCCGGGUGUGUCCACGGCCUCUGCUGCAGCUGCAUUAGCCAGCGAGGUCAAAAGCAAAACUGCUGGACGCAGUGACAGUGUGGAGGCGCCUGGCGUACUGGCCGAGGGGGCCCCUGCGGCACCAGUUCCCGUGGCGGGUUCCGAGACAGCUGCUGCGAAAUGGCAUGCUGCCCCAGUCGCGGCCGUGUUGAGAGCCGCACCGCAGGCAGCGCAGAAGGGCCACGGGCAGCAGGACUUAACGGCCCCGCAACCGGGAGCAUCCACUCCAGCAUCUGCGCCGGCACCUUGCCUUAAAGUGGAGCACGCGGCCGUGAAGACUUCGGCACGUGCUGUGGCAGCAGCCGCUGCGGUGGCCGAAUCUGCUUUGGGCCACCCAUCGGGAGACGUGGCUACCGCGGCUGCCGUGGCGGCCGUCGCCGCAGCAUUGGCGUCGUCCCCACGGGAGUCGGCCAGAAGCCAGAUUCCUGUUGCUAGUGACGUGAUUUCCGCAGCAAACCAGAGCGAUGUCACAUCCAUUUCGAGUUCCACGGAGGAGGCGCCGGCCACACGGACUCGGGCAGGUAUAGCGCUUUCACACACCAAGGACUCUGCGGAUGGUCAGCGCGCGCCUACCGGAUCGGCGGCCGGCACCAGGCAUGCUAUCAAUGCGCAUGCUGGUAAUGCCACGCCGGGCCCCGCAGGUGCAGCGGCAGGGCCUGGGCUGUCGGCUGCUACGGCCUCCAAGCCUGUCGCGUUGCCGACCGAUGCCAGCGUCAGGAAGGCGCAGCAGGCGGUGUCGGUGGUGGCUGCAGCUCCAACCAGUGCUCCUGCAGCUUCCGAAACAGAGGGCAGCCCAGCAGCAGGGGAAGUAUGCGCGCCUGAACAGCUGCUCCCACCAGCCGCAACGGUGACACCGGCGGCGCCGGCGCCAGUCCCGGUUGCUGCUACUGCUAAGCUGCCGACCCCGGCGGCGGUGGAGGCAACAGCCUCCCCUGCUGCGGAGCCGUUAGCGUCCGAGCCAGCAGCUGCGGCUCCGGGGCCGCGUAGCUGGGCCGCCCUGGCGGCUUCAGGUCCCUCCGGCAGCGCAGCCCCGCAGACAGGUCGUGGCCGCGCGCCGCGAGGCCCUGCGGCCCUGGGCCGCGGCACGCCAGGGCGCGGCUCUAGGCAAUUACCUGCUUCGCAAAGGAUUGCGGCCCAGCCGCCUGAGGUCAUGUUCCACCACUGCACUACGGCGACAUCGCCACAGGUAGCCGGCGCGCGCGGUGGUGUCCUCACACCCACGAGUGUCGCAGAAGACGGAUACCCCCCAGCGGCUUCACGUCCUGGGAUGUCGUCGGCGCCGUCGGGGCCGACCUCCAGCGCAGGGAAGCCUGCGCCGCCAUCAUUGUCCGUCGGCGCUGAGGCUGUGCUGUCUCCGACUCAGGGGACGCUCCCUGUCCCGUCCCCGGCAUCAGCUGCACCCGGCGCCAACUUUACAGAUGCUACCUGUACAGGACAUGCAGCCGCAUCGUCCGCCGGUGCGCAAGCCGCUCCAAGCGAUGGUUUGCCUCAACAGUCCGCUCCAGCUCCAGUUCCUGCUGCGGCCCCUGCUCCAGUUCACGCCUCGGCGGGAUCAGCUGCCACUGGAGAUGUCCUUGACUCUUCGGGCCCUGGGGCUGUAUCCCCGGCUGCAUUGGCCAACGAUGCAACGAUAAUAGCAGCAGCAGUAGCAGCACCGUUAACCGCAGCAGCGCAGCAGCAGCCACCUGCGCCGGAAAGCCACGCUGGGGCUGUUGAGCCAGGAGCCGAAGGCGAAGGGGAAGGCGAUGCCAGUCGGCAAGGCGAAGGCGGUAGCAUCUUAUGGACCCAAGUAAUUAAACGCAAGAACCCCAGCAAGGGUCCCCGAGACAUGGACACGGGAUACACCCAUUCCCGCGCGACUGUGGCAGCGGUUGGUAGCCGCGGCCGAGGCAAACAUGGCGAUGCAGCUGCUGCGGCGCCGCCGCCGCGCCAACGUGACGAACAUCUGCCGCCGCACCGUUCGUUGCUCUCGCCAUCAGCAGCACCGGUAACCGCAGGAGCGCAGCAGCACGGGCCUCAGCUUUCAGGGAAGCCCUGCGCCAUAGCAACGGGAUUGCCGACGGCCGUGGCGGCUGCAGUGACUACUGUUACCAUCCCCAGCCCGAGUGUUCCGCCUCUUGGCCCGACAGCUGGUGACGUCAAGGUUUCGGGCGCAGCUACGGAAAUUGAAGCCGGGCCCGACGGUGCUGUUCCACUCCUGGCGUCGGAAUCCCCCCAGCGAGCAGUGUGCGAGGGGGCUUCCGCGGCAACUACCGCCGUGGAGGCGCCUUCCAGUGUGUCCAAGGUGGCUGCUGCGGCAGUCCCAGCUGCGGAGAUGGGCGGGAAAGCCGCGCCUGCAAGCGUAGGAGCGGAGCCGGUGGUGGCCGCAGCCGCAGCACCGGAAGUUGAAGCGGUUGUGGAGACCUCCGUGCCGGAUGUGGCUGAAGCGGGCGUAGAGGACACGGCAAUACAUGGGAAGCCCGCGGCGCCACCAGCUCCGGCUGACGACGGCGUGGGGGCACCCAUUGGCGUGGUAGUCGUGAGCAGCGCUGUCGCUGCACUUGCACAAGCGGACACGCCCGAUAUGAAGAUUACAACUCCAGAGGCGCCUUUCCAGGCACGGGACUCGGGGGCCAGCACGAAGGACAAGGACGGCUUGUCGGCGGCCUCGCAGGCGGUCGGUCCUGAGGGAAGAGAGGAGAAGGUCGAGGAGGGGGAGGACGAUGGCGCCGCUGCCAUUCCGGCGGGUAGAAACCCUUGGGACUUGCUCGGCACUGCAGGAGAGGACGGGGAAAUGACGGAAAUUGCUGUGGCCGCGGCGGGGAUGUCUGCCUCCGCCGCGGCGAGCGGUGCGUCUGCUUUGAUUAUUUCCGCGGCGAGCACCUCAGAGGCGGAAGCCAUGGAAGCGCUGCGGCAGCUGCUGACGCCUGCGACAGCCGAACAAUUGCUGGCGGGGAGUCGGCAGCAGCAGCAGGCUGGCAAGUUCCGGAUUCUGCCGCGGGGACUGAAGAACACGGGGAAUACGUGUUUUAUCAACGCUACGAUGCAGGCCCUGCUGGCUUGCGCCCCCUUCGCUUCUGUCCUGUCCCGCUUGCCGGCCGUAGCACCCGUCCUAGAGCCGAGCAAGUCGCCCACUCUGCACGGCCUGGCGUUGCUCCUAGCGGAGCUGGUCGCGCCGCAGCCAGGUGUUACCACCCCAUCGAGCGCCGGCGCUGCCGGCAGCGGGCGCGAUGAGGCUCAACUAGCCGCCGAGGAUGACGGCUGGGCAGAGGUGCAGGUUAGCCGCGGUAAGAAAGCCGCUCAGCGUAGGAACAACGCCGCAAAGCCGGUGCUGCAACCCACCGCACCCACAGCGCCCGCCCCCUCCUCCGGGCCCUCCGCGUCUGGCAAGGAGGUGGUCUUGGGCGGCCAACCGCUGGUACCCUCUAUGCUCAGUGGGAUCGCAGCUGCCUUCAACCCGCGUAUCUCUAUCGCUGAAAAGCAGACGAUGGCAAAGGUGCUGUCCAAGUCCGUCGUGGAGCAAGAGCAGCAGGAUGCGCAGGAAUUCUUCCAGUUCCUCGUGAACCGGGUGCACGAGGAGGUGUUGGGGCUUCGUAAGGCGCAUGGACUGGCAGCUGCGCCGGCGGCGGCCUCUGCCUCCGCGGCAGGAGGGAGCGACGAUGGAGAGGAAUGGUCGCAGGUUGGGCGCAAGAACAAAGCGACGGUCACUCGGCAGGUGGGCACCCCCGCCGAUGACGCCUCCUCCCGAUCCCCAGUAACCGCCAUUUUCUCCGGCCUGGUCAAGAGCACGAUACGCUUCCAGCAGCCCCACGCCAACUACAAACCCAGUGCCACCAUCGAAGUCUUCAACAUGUUGCACUUGGACAUCGCUGCGGAGGGAGUCAACACACUGGAGGAUGCGCUGAGGCACCACUCGGUACCGGAGAACAUCGAGUACAAGCCCGAGGGCGCCAGCGAGAUGCUUCCCGCCAAGAAGGACGUGCGGCUAUACCGGCUGCCGGAGGUGCUGGUGCUGCACCUCAAGCGAUUCACCUACACGGCGGCGGGUGGCGGCCACUACACCAAGCUGCAGAAGUCAGUGGCGUUCAACUGCUUGCUGCGACUGGAGGGCAAGGUUUUAGCUGAGGACUGCCCUGACCGCGCCAAUGCGGAAUACCGCCUCUUCGCCACCAUCAACCACCAUGGCCGGUCCAUUGCAGGUGGCCACUACAUUGCGGACGUGCAGCAGCCCGAUGGCUGCUGGCUACGCUUCAACGACGAGCACGUGCUGCUGGUGUCCGAGGGGGAUGUGCUGCGGGAGAGGCCCUACCUCCUGUUCUACCAACGAGUACCACAGAGAGCCCACAGGCAAUCGGACGCGUGA